AUGAGUGGAGCAGUUUAUGGUGGAGAUGAAGUCGGUGCAUUAGUUUUCGAUAUAGGGCACAAUAGUGUAAGGGCUGGAUAUGCCGGCGAAGACUGCCCCAAAGUUGAUAUUCCAACAACAGUGGGAGUGUGGCUUGAUUCAGAGGAUGAAGUCUCGGUUCCUGUAACGCACUAUAAUAUUGGGCUUUGUGCUAUUCAUGUUUGGAGGCCUGAAAUGGAACUGAGUACGUUUUUGAAAGAUGGCAUGGUGGAAAACUGGGACAUGUUUGAAAAUUUUCUAGAUUAUAUUUACUAUUCAGCUCUGAAAGCAGUUCCUAGAGAUCAUCCCAUUCUCCUGACAGAACCCCCAUGGAUAACGUCGCCCAAAAGGGAAGAAAUGGCAGAGCUGAUGUUUGAGAAAUAUGGGGUACCUGCUGCUUAUUUAGCAAAGAAUGCUAGUUUAGCUGCAUUUGCUAAUGGAAGGCCUACUUGCUUGGUACUAGAUAGUGGUGCUACACACACCUCAGCUGUUCCAGUUCAUGAUGGUUAUGUAUUGACACAAGCAGUAGUCAAGUCUCCCGUUGGUGGUGAUUAUUUGAGCGAACAGUGUAGAGUAUAUUUACAAGAAAGAGGUAUUGAAUUAGUACCUCCAAGUUUUGUGGCAUCCAAGGAAGUUGGUAGGCCUGAAGAGUCUCCUACUUGGCAAAGACGCGAUGUUCCCUAUAACUUAACUGAUUCCUGGUUCGCGUAUAUGAUAAAAGAAGUCAUGCAAGAUUUUCAAGCGACGAUUCUACAAGUAUCGGAUAGUUCAUAUGACGAGGAAAUCGUCAAGACGAUGCCAACUACACAUUACGAGUUUCCUAAUGGUUUUCAUCGAGAUUUUGGAGUCGAAAGAUUUAAAAUACCAGAACCUCUCUUCAAUCCAACUAAUGGAGCCAAAUCAGGAAUCCAACCGAUUUUGGGAGUUGGAUCUUUAGUUACCACUAGUGUUGGAAUGUGUGAUAUUGAUGUUAGACCUGCUAUGUAUGGUAAUGUUGUUGUGACUGGAGGAAAUUCUAGUCUACAAGGAUUUACAGAAAGACUCAAUAGGGAUUUGUCGAAUAAAACUCCGCCUAGCAUGCGAUUAAAAGUUAUUAGUGCACCAGGAUCUUCAGAAAGGAGAUUUGGCGCGUGGACUGGUGGUUCCAUAUUAAGCUCGUUGGGAACAUUUCAACAAAUGUGGGUUUCUAAACAGGAGUAUGAGGAAGGUGAAUCGCUUGUGUACUUCGUUACAGCGUGGGUGCCUUUGCUAAAGGCGUUCUUUAUGGGAAAUCUCUGCUUGUGA
Ceutorhynchus assimilis (cabbage seed weevil) is the source of this 1302-nucleotide messenger RNA. The record is from the annotation of a GenBank genome assembly. NCBI's taxonomy places the organism in Eukaryota, Metazoa, Arthropoda, Insecta, Coleoptera, Curculionidae.